AUGGCCGCUCAAGGUCCUGCCGCCACCGCCACCGCGUUCGAGAUGGUCGACAUCCCGGGCAAGGGCAACGGCCUCGUCGCGACUCGCAACAUCAAGGCCGGCGAGCAGAUCCUCGCCGAGACGCCGGCGUUCGUCGUUACGCCCCGCGAGUGCACCGAAGCGGGCAUUGCCGCAGCGGUCGCCAAGCUCUCGCUCUCGGACCGCGACGUCUUCUACUCGCUCGCCCUGGCCGACCACCUCGUGCCCCUCGGUCCUCAUCUCGGUCGGUUCAAGAACAACAGCAUGGAGGUGUACGACACGGCCGGCGGCGUCUUCCUCGUCGGCUCGCGCUUCAACCACAGCUGCGCGCCGAACGUCUCGCGUCGUUGGGACACGCCGGCGGCCAAGAUGCGCUUUGUCGCAAGCUUCGACAUCGAGCAGGGCACCGAGCUCGAGAUCGCGUACGCCGUCCUGUGCGCACCGCGGGACCAGCGCCAGCAGAUGCUGCAGCGCCUCUUCGGCUUCAAGUGCACCUGUCGCGCGUGUACCUUGACCGGCGACGCCCAGGUCAAGAGCGACGAGCGCAGGGCCAAGACCGAGAUCAUCCGCGACCUCGUCCCGAAGCUCAUCGCGCGGCCGGUCAAGCUCGUCGAGCUCGCCAAGCAGGGACUCGCGCUCAUCGAGGAGGAGGGCAUCGUGACCGGCACGGCCUCGUUCGCCUGGGACUGCUUUCAAGCGGCCGCCGCCUACGGUGACGUCGAGUCGGCCAAGGCGUGGGCGGUCAAGAACCUCGAGCUGCAAGAGCGCGAGGCGGGCGUCGAGUCGAGCGAGUACAAGCAGGUCUCCCAGCUUCAGCACAACCCGCGCCUGCACGGGUCGUGGGGCGUUGCCGGCAGGGUACAGGCCGUGCCGAAGCCCUGA
Molecule: messenger RNA, 900 nt
Organism: Rhodotorula graminis WP1
Lineage: Eukaryota; Fungi; Basidiomycota; Microbotryomycetes; Sporidiobolales; Sporidiobolaceae
Exons: 2
Coding region: 1-900 (299 amino acids)
Molecular function (GO): protein binding
Source: RefSeq, a predicted model, not a curated record